Messenger RNA from Hypanus sabinus (Atlantic stingray), 1618 nucleotides. RefSeq names its product guanine nucleotide-binding protein G(s) subunit alpha isoforms XLas-like. NCBI's taxonomy places the organism in Eukaryota, Metazoa, Chordata, Chondrichthyes, Myliobatiformes, Dasyatidae. The coding region runs from base 597 to 1394 and encodes 265 amino acids. The transcript has 5 exons. The record is from RefSeq and is a predicted model, not a curated record.
UAACGCAGCCUGUUUGUUUCCCUCUUUAGGGUUGCUACAUUGACCCCACUCCCGCCUCCUCCCGCAGUCAGACCCGUCCUGACCCGGUGUGAGUUCGUGCGACCCGGACCGCGACAGUCCCGCUCUACCCCGGCUCACCCGGCCCCGUCCAUCGGUUCACAGCCGAGCGGCCUCGGGAGCAGCAGCAUCGACUGAACUCUCCGGACAGGGAGAACAAACCGGUUCCAGGCCCAUUGACGUCACACCCGGAUAUCGGACUGUUUUCCCGGGACCACACUGAUCACCAACCGGUUACGAUAUCAGAGCAGAAACGCCGCUCCCUGAUCCGAGGAAUGUCUGCGUGUCGGAAUCCGUCCUGCGGACGGGCAGCAGCUUGCACACAGAAAGUCGCGCUGUGAGUCUCACAGAACAGCAGCACCGGCUCCUCGCCCGAUUGUCUGGCAUGAAGUUGGAAGAAAACGAGUUGAAAAUAUAUCCACACGGAGACUGAAUAUUCUUAGUGAAUUAAGGGUAUCACCAGAAGGCGGCGCUGUCCUGCACCGGGAUCAGAGUGUAGACAAGACGACGACAAUCAACAACCGUCAGUCAGAAUCAGAAUGGCUACAGGUGGGAAAUUAAAUCGGGUACAGAAAGUACUCAAGAGGCUUUUACCAGGCAGCUCAUCGAGGGAAAAUGAUCGGGAUACGGGAAGCAAGGUUCCAAAGCAGGGUCAGAUUGAGAGCAAUGUCCCAAUGGAAUGCGGUCCGGCCGCAGAGGAGGAGAAGCAAAUUCAGCCCAGAGACAGUGACGUCAGAGACACUGAGCAGGACCCUGGAACCGGCACAAGUGAGGCAACUGCCUGUCAGCCCAGAGACAGUGACGUCAGAGACACUGAGCAGGACCCUGGAACCGGCACAAGUGAGGCGACUGCCUGUCAGCCCAGAGACAGUGACGUCAGAGACACUGAGCAGGACCCUGGAACCGGCACAAGUGAGGCGACUGCCUGUCAGCCCAGAGACAGUGACGUCAGAGACACUGAGCAGGUCCCUGGAACCGGCACAAGUGAGGCGACUGCCUGUCAGCCCAGAGACAGUGACGUCAGAGACACUGAGCAGGACCCUGGAACCGGCACAAGUGAGGCAACUGCCUGUCAGCUCGGAAACUCAUUAAACACGGAAUUGUCGAGUGCCCAACAGGGAGUGGAGUUUACAAUCUCCGACCUCCUGGCAGAGGGGGGCGAGUAUCGACUGUAUCAACUGACAAAGUUCUACAGGGACAGACUCAAACAUGCAAUUGAAGAGAAAGUUGAACGACUCGGUUGGAUGUUGACAAAGGAUGGACAUUUCAGUCGAGAAGAAAAUGAGGUGAGUGUAUUUAGUGUAUUGUCACUGAACUGCUGGUAUCAGAGGGAAUAGUGAUCAAUAUUAAUCUCCUGCACGUUCUAGGAGUUCUACAUGGCAAUGGAGACUUUGAUCUCCGACUUGUCCUCAGUAGAUUUGUUUCAGCUGUUCCGGUGGGGAGCACUGGGAACUGCAGGUUCAGCGUCACCUUUUCGUCUCACACCUGCUGUAUUUAUCAGUGUACCGGACCUCAGUAAGACCUGUGAUGAGGUUCUGCACGGAAGGUGAGUUAGGAAGGU